AUGCCCCGCAAGUCGUCUUCCCCCCUGCCACGGACGGUAUCCGGUAGCUCCUCGUACCGAUCUCGCAAGCUGCGAUUUCCGCUGCCCGACAACUACUUCCCACCGCUCCGUCUUUCGCUGUCUGACGUACAGGAGUAUAAGACGCAGGUGGAAGCCAUCAUCACGAAGACGAUGGAGUCGUGCAAGGAGCACGAGGCGUGCGUCGCCGGCUUCAACCCAGACGAGGACAAGUGCUGGCAGGACGUUGCGCACGACUCGGACCUGUCCGUCGCCCGUCGAAAGCAGGGAGCGACCACGACCACGCGCACGUUUGGAACAGUGCCGGGUGACUUUCACCGGUUUGUGGACUUUUUCUCAUCCAAGACGUCCGAGCAGCUUUUCGCGUGGAACCAGUUCUUCUUUGGCUGUGCAAUUGAUGCUGUGGUGCUGUGUAACCUAAACGUGGAUCAUCAAGACGACCAGAUGACUCUUGGUAUCAAGUGGACGUGCAUGCAGCCGUCAAUGCUCACUCGCAAGCGUGACGAGUGCUUCCUCGAGUACGUGGGGUUCCGAAAGGACGAUCAGGGCCGCGAGAUUGCGGUGACUGUUCGUUUGCCCGUGGAGAUCCCCGAGUGCCCGCCGCUGCCCGACGAGCUCAAGACAAAACGUGAAAAGGUCACAACGGUCUCAAUCGUGCGCGCGUCGGAAUCGCGUGCGAACGCUACUCAGAUAUUUAUGCUGAGUCAGUCUGAACACAAGGGACUCACAGCUUCUACAAAGUACUGCAAGAAGUUGCUUAAAGCACUCAAAGAUGUCUCGCUCUCCGCUGAUGCCAAGUGUAUUGCCACUGCGCUCAUGAGACCCGGAUUUCUGGAGCAGUCGCAAGCCGGAGGCAAGCCUUUCGCGAUGGAGGCCACUAUUCGUCCUUGGGUGCCGACUUCGUGUGUUCAACGUGGCUGCACGAGUUGCUCUCGGCCUUUUCGAGGUGGGCAUAGGCGCCACCACUGUCAGAUGUGCGGUGACGAUUUCUGCCGCAAGUGCCUUGUUCAACGAGCCAGCGCUCGUCGGCGAGGGAACACUGUUGGCCAUGAUGCUACGAUGACGAGCCAACGGACGUUCCGCGUGGUACAGUCUGCGUUCUGCAAGGUGUGCAUCAGUCGCACGUGUGAAGAGGACGCAGAACCUAGUCACGAGCAAAUGGAAGCCGAUCGUCGUUCCGAAGUAUCGUCAAUAUCGUCUGCAAUGCCCCGUCGCUCGUCAAUCGAACAACAAACGGCGAUUGCUUCACCGAAAUCUUCGGUAUCGCGCAGCUCCCUGUCCCAGCAGACUGAUGCAUCGUACAGCAUUGCGAAUUGGAACGAGGAUACGCGCACGUCUUGGUGGUCCGAAGUUGACGCGGACGCGUGCAGCUGGAAGUCGGGGUCAAGCCAUUUCAGCAGAAUCUCGCGCAACCAUAGCGGCAUCGCCACUGUGCGUUCAUCGGUCAGUUCCGAUUACUCGCUGGGCCGCAACUCCAUUUUGGCACCGCAAUCACUCAACACUCCUCACGAAGUUGACAUUGUCCAGCUUGACGACCAGCUCGAAGAGCGUUCCAGUAUCUACGAAGUGAUCGACACGAAAGACAUGAUGCGCGGACACCGAUCUGAAUCGGAUCACCUUGCAGACGAGGGCUUCUGCAGCAUGUACCCAGACACCAGUCGCGCUCGACAGUCGUCUACCCCCGCGACUCCGAAGACUAUGCCGCGGCAUCCGAAAAGCACUCGAAACUUCAACACGGCCGACUCAAUGCCUUCUUCAAAGUCGCUGGACCAGUGCAUUGCCGAGCAGAAUGAACUGUUGCUGCAAGUGCUUUCUGCCAGUCGGAUAUUUAACCCCAGGGUCCAAACUCGCGCCAAAGCGCCAUCUGAGACCGAGAGCAUACAUGAAGGCAGCAACGAAAGCGACGACAACGGCAUGUACGAGCUAUGA
Messenger RNA from Hyaloperonospora brassicae, 1947 nucleotides. Lineage: Eukaryota; Oomycota; Peronosporomycetes; Peronosporales; Peronosporaceae. The record is from the annotation of a GenBank genome assembly.